AUGGGUCAGAGGGCAGGGACAGAGCGGUUUUGGUGUCUCCCGGCAUCCAGGCAGGGCCAGCCCAGCCCCGGGGUUUCUGAGGGGCUUGUGGGUGUCCCUCGUUUUUGGGACAUCCCCACUGGAGGAGGGUGUCCCUCCAUUGCUGCAGCCCCAGCCCUCAGGCAGCCCUCAGCCAAGCAGAGAACGCUGGCCCAGGUGCACAGGCACUGCCGGCACAGCCUCGAGGUGUCCACCCCAUUCCUGGUGGGCCGCAGAGUGCCCCCCAGCGUGUCCAUCUUGCUGGUGCCCUCGAGCUCCCAGCCCGGCCCCGGCCGCCUGCUCUGCUCCGGGAUGGAUUUCUACCCUGUGCAGGUGCAGCUCAGGUGGUUCCAGGAGCUCUCGGGGCACGUGGUGGCCACCGACAUUGUCCCCAACGGGGACUGGACCCACCAGCUCCUGGUGCUGCUGGAAACUCCCCAGCGCGGGGUCAGCUCCAGCUGCCGGGUGGAGCACAACAGCCUGGAGCAGCCCCUGAGCCUGCACUGGGGUACAGCCCGGCCCCACAGCUCCGGGGGGAGCGGGGCAGGCACUGGGGGCACUGGGAAGGGGUUUGAAGGAUGUUGGGGAGGGUGA
Messenger RNA from Corvus hawaiiensis (hawaiian crow), 612 nucleotides. Its product is annotated as boLa class II histocompatibility antigen, DQB*0101 beta chain-like. The record is from RefSeq and is a predicted model, not a curated record. Gene Ontology annotation, molecular function: MHC class II protein complex binding. Lineage: Eukaryota; Metazoa; Chordata; Aves; Passeriformes; Corvidae. Gene Ontology annotation, biological process: immunoglobulin production involved in immunoglobulin-mediated immune response; antigen processing and presentation of exogenous peptide antigen via MHC class II; peptide antigen assembly with MHC class II protein complex. Gene Ontology annotation, cellular component: MHC class II protein complex.